UGGGGAAAAAAAAACCAUUGGCUCCCAGACCCCAAAACCUUGAACACUAGUGGUAUUGCUGAUCGAUGGAUUUUCCCAAACUUCGGCAGGCCUUUCCAAGUAUCCGUCUUUCCAUCUCUGUCCCUCUAUAAAAGAAGCUCCUCCAUAUGUUUGCCACAUCAAUCACUUAAUCCUUAAUUCUUCGAUCAGUUUUGAUUAGUUGCUACACAGAAUUUGCCAUUCGUUUUUCUCUAAUUUCAAGAGCAAAUCAGAGUCUUGUGCAGAGUAGAAGAUGAGUUCAACAAGCAGAGCAAUUGUGGCAGCCAGCGUAGGAGUUGUGGAGGCCAUGAAAGACCAGAUGGGUAUAUGCAGGUGGAAUUAUUUUAUAAGAUCCGCUCAGCAAAGUACAAAGAACCAUCUCCGCUCCUUAUCUCAGGCAAAGAACCUCUCCUCUUCGACUUCUGCAGUGGUUUCAAGCAAAGUAAGAGAUCAGGAGAAACUGAAGAAGUCGGAAGAGUCUUUGAGGACAGUCAUGUACUUGAGCUCUUGGAGUCCCAAUUGAGGCUUUGAUCAGUGAGUUCUCUGAGAACGUCAUUGCGGGAAGGAAGUCGGGCCUAAAGCAUACAAACGGUACACUUUGUACAUGGCACGGCAGUGAGAAUGUCAUUAUGUCAGGCCGUGUUGGUCAUGACUCAAUUAUAUUUGUUAAUGUAAAUUAGGCGGUUCUUAUAUUCUUACGACAGAAUUUAACUCAAUUUUUUGUGUUUAAUUCUUAUGACAGAACAAAAAAUCGCUAUGCACUAUUUUCA
Juglans regia (Persian walnut) is the source of this 788-nucleotide messenger RNA. RefSeq lists its product as uncharacterized. The transcript has a single exon. The coding region runs from base 272 to 541 and encodes 89 amino acids. The record is from RefSeq and is a predicted model, not a curated record. Lineage: Eukaryota; Viridiplantae; Streptophyta; Magnoliopsida; Fagales; Juglandaceae.